UAAUCAUUUUUUUUUUUUUUUAAUUAUAGGUGUUGAUUACUUGAUAAUAUAGUUGUGAACAUGACAUAAAUCAUGUUUAUCGCGAACCCCAUUCCUAUGUUUACCCGCUGGUCUGUUGAAGUCUAAUCACUACGUCAUAGACUACCACCCAAAUCACCCCUUCCAAAUGUAUCGCUUUGCACCGAAGCUUAGUCGCCACCCCUCAUUAUACCGGUGACUGGUGUGCUAUAUAAGUGGCCGAUCGACAUCCAUUCAACGCACACGCGCCCGUAUUCGGACUGAAGCAGAGCAUCAAAAAAUUCCAAUUAUCGCCAUUUACAAGACCCAUAACAAUAGGGCCAUCAUGUCCAUUGCAGUGCAUUGGUUUAGAAACGGUUUAAGAUUGCACGACAACCCGGCUUUGAUUGAAGCCAUCAACAAUGCGGACAAGCUUAUUACACUGUACAUUUUCGACGAAGAAACAUUCGUUACGAAUUUAAUCGGUUUUAAUCCAAUGCGUUUCCUUCUGGAAAGCUUAAAAGAUUUAAAUGAUACAUUGACCUUGUACGGAGGAUGUUUGUAUAUAUUACAAGGAAAUCCAGUUAACGUAUUUAAGGAAAUCAAAGAAAAGAUUGGUCUAGAUGUACUUACUUUUGAGCAGGACUGUGAACACAUCGGAAGAGUUCGUGAUAGUAAAGUAGUUCAAUUUUGUCAAGCAAACGGAAUUAAUUGUAUUGAAAAAGUAUCGCACACUCUAUGGAAUCCAAAAGAUAUAAUCAAAGAAAAUGGAGGACAACCUCCGUUCACUUUUAAACAAUUUCAAGUUAUUGCAAAAAAUAUUGGUCUUCCUCCAAAUCCGAUGAUGAAUGUAGAUUGGUUGAGCGUAAUUUUUGAAAAACUUCCAACAUCAAUUCUCGAAAAAUUCAAGGCUUUAGAAAAUCCAACGCCACAGACCUUUCACAUAUAUCCAGAAAAUAUUUCCGAAGUUGGUGAGAGUUCUUCUACUUACCAUUGGUACGGUGGUGAAACCAGAGCUUUAGAACAGUUAAACGAUCGACUUGUGUUCGAAAAAGAAGCAUUUAUUUCCGGAUUUUACCUGCCUAACCAAGGAAGUCCUAACCUUUUGGGGCCACCAUCUAGUCUUAGCGCUGCCUUACGAUAUGGAUGUCUAUCCAUAAGGAAGCUUUAUUGGGAACUUUCCAACCUGUUUUUGCAAACAUUUGACGGAAAUCUAUUGCCGCAGUAUAGCGCCACCAGCCAACUCAUUUGGAGGGAUUAUUUUUACACCAUGUCCAUAGACAACGAAAACUUCGGCCAAAUAGAAGGCAACCCAGCAUGUCUAUCGAUACCGUGGAACGAUAUCAAUAACGAGGAAAACAAAAUUAUGUUGGAAUGUUGGAAAACCGGAAGGACCGGAUACCCUUUUAUUGACGCCGGAAUGAGACAACUGUUACAGGAAGGAUGGAUUCAUCACGUGGUACGAAACUCAGUGGCAUGUUUCUUAACAAGAGGAGACCUUUGGAUUAGCUGGACUGAAGGGUUAAAACAUUUUUUGAAAUAUUUGAUCGAUGCCGAUUACUCAGUGUGCUCGGGCAACUGGAUAUGGGUGUCAAGCUCCACGUUCGAACAGCUGCUGGAUUAUCCGCUGUGCGUGUGCCCAGUCAGUUACGGGCUAAGACUCGACCCUACGGGCGAUUACAUAAGACGUUAUGUUCCGGAGUUGAAAAACAUGCCCAAAAAGUACAUAUACGAGCCGUGGAAGUGUCCAGAGUCGAUUCAGAAAGAAGUGGGAUGCAUCGUCGGCAAGAACUACCCGAACCGUAUUAUUGACCAUGUGACCGCAUCGAGGCUAAACAGAAAGAAAAUACUUGCGCUACGAAACUCUAUGUCCAUGGUACCACAUUGCCGUCCUUCAAACCAAGAAGAAGUUCAAAAGUUUAUGUGUCUGCGUGAGGAGUGUAUGCAACAGUUGUAUUCUAAGGAGUACCAGGAUAUCGACUCCUAUGAGUACUUCAACUAUCAAUAAUCUACAAAAAUAGACAAUCACACUUCCUCUCUCCCAGCACACGGUGCUCGGUUUCCGUUGGUUUCUAAAUGAAUUUCAUUUAACAUGUAUUUCGUUGAACUUGAUAUUGUACUUUCGUAAAAUAAUAAUUGACUUAUAAAAUCGAAA
This is a messenger RNA of Sipha flava (yellow sugarcane aphid), 2152 nucleotides long. It is a transcript of the gene cry, whose product is annotated as cryptochrome-1. The record is from RefSeq and is a predicted model, not a curated record. Gene Ontology annotation, cellular component: nucleus; cytoplasm. Gene Ontology annotation, biological process: circadian regulation of gene expression; entrainment of circadian clock by photoperiod. Lineage: Eukaryota; Metazoa; Arthropoda; Insecta; Hemiptera; Aphididae. The coding region runs from base 344 to 2005 and encodes 553 amino acids. The transcript is spliced from 11 exons. Gene Ontology annotation, molecular function: FAD binding; DNA binding.